This is a messenger RNA of Lodderomyces orthopsilosis Co 90-125, 351 nucleotides long. RefSeq lists its product as uncharacterized. NCBI's taxonomy places the organism in Eukaryota, Fungi, Ascomycota, Pichiomycetes, Serinales, Debaryomycetaceae. The transcript has a single exon. The record is from RefSeq and is a predicted model, not a curated record. Bases 1 to 351 code for a protein of 116 amino acids.
AUGCUUUAUUUUAGAUUUAUCACACCUUUCUGUCGAAUAUAUAAGUACGGCUCAAAACCCAGUCACAUUUGUUUUCUUCUUCAUAGGUAUUUUUCGAAACCUUUUCUUCCAUCUACUGCUAAAACUUAUUUUACUCACUUAGUUACGAUGUUGUAUGCUUUAGCCACUCCUAAUUCAUCGUUCAAGCCACUGAUUAGAAAAAUCAAAAAUUCAUGGAGAUUGAAGAAAUUCAAAGAAUUGUAUAUUGAAAAAGGUGGAUUGUCGAAUCCUCCUAGUGAUGUAUCAUUCACUGAACUGACUUCAAGUGAGACAUCUGCUGCUACUGCUUCAUCGUCAAGAAUUCGUAUUUAA